CAAGAUGUACCGAGCUCUGUUUGUCUGUAUCUUCGUUUGUUUAAUUCAGAAUGGCAUCACCCAACCAAUCGGCGCUAGUAUCACCAACCUAGGCGUAAACAAUCUAUCCAACAAUGCAUUACUUGCCAACAACAUGGCAUUAGGCAACAACAUAGCUGCCAGUGGCAUCGCAGCGCUUGGCAAUGGCAUCACUGGCAACGCUAUCGCUGCCAAUACCAACGCGAUAAACGCUAACGCGAACAGCCUGUCAUUCGCCGGUCUUCCAAUAUCAGGAGUGUCACCUAUAGGUUAUGGUGAUGUUGCUGUGGCUGGGGAAAUGCCAGUAGGAGGUUCUACAGCUGUUGCUGGCAAUGUGCCAGUGAUUGGCUUUGUUACGUUUGAAGGCAACGUGCCAGCAGGAGGCACGGUGACUUUGGCAAGCAAUUGCAACAACCCUGUUUAUUGAUUGUUUUAAAACGGAUAAUUUAAUUUAAAUAUGAUAUUAAAUUAUUUUUUAUAUUUAUGUGUGGUGUUAUGAUUGUUCGCUUGGUAUAGAAAUGUAAUUGAAAAAAAUAUAAAAUGGUGCAAAU
Messenger RNA from Colias croceus (clouded yellow), 569 nucleotides. RefSeq names its product chorion class A protein Ld19-like. Gene Ontology annotation, cellular component: egg chorion. The record is from RefSeq and is a predicted model, not a curated record. Lineage: Eukaryota; Metazoa; Arthropoda; Insecta; Lepidoptera; Pieridae. The transcript has 2 exons. Gene Ontology annotation, biological process: chorion-containing eggshell formation; multicellular organism development. Gene Ontology annotation, molecular function: structural constituent of egg chorion. The coding region runs from base 5 to 445 and encodes 146 amino acids.